Messenger RNA from Zophobas morio, 1369 nucleotides. RefSeq lists its product as uncharacterized. Gene Ontology annotation, cellular component: delta DNA polymerase complex. The record is from RefSeq and is a predicted model, not a curated record. Lineage: Eukaryota; Metazoa; Arthropoda; Insecta; Coleoptera; Tenebrionidae. Gene Ontology annotation, biological process: DNA replication; DNA strand elongation involved in DNA replication. The transcript is spliced from 12 exons. Gene Ontology annotation, molecular function: DNA binding. Bases 8 to 1369 code for a protein of 453 amino acids.
ACAUGUGAUGAAAACCAGUAAAGUUUCUGUUGCGCUUAAAGAUUCAGGUUUAGUCGAUUUAAAAGGCCUUCAACUUCAAAGAACUAAAACUGACUACCAAGUUAUUGAUACUUUUACACUGCCUAAGAAUUUAAACUUUGAGCAUCAAUAUGCAAGUUUAUAUUACCAGCGGUUAACACAACUAAAAAAAGCCUCUUGUUUAACAGCUAAGAAGCUGUGGCCCGACUGUCCACCCUUUCUUGAAAGUUUGUUGCAUAUUCAGGAAGGCGUGUACUGCUGCGUAGCAGGCACUUUGUAUAGAGAAACCCUAUUAAAGGCUAACACCAUUGACGAAUUUAUAGCUGAAAGAGCUUUGGUUGUUCAACCUAAAAGAGACAAAUAUAUUAGUAAAGGAGAUGUAAUUUAUCUUGAAGAUGAAAGCGGGAGGAUUGCUCUUUCAGGAAGUCUACCUUAUGAUUCGGCUUUAACAGGGAUUGUUAUUAUUGUUUGUGGUAAAGAAGUCAACCAAUCUUUUGAAGUAGAAAAGUAUACUUUUCCCGGGAUGGCUGAACAGGUAAAGCCCCCUCUUAACCGUCUGGCAGGCUCUGAGAAAAAAGUUUGUCUGAUUUCUGGAAUUGAAAUGGAAGCUAAUUAUCGUCAUAACAAUUCCCUUCAAUUAUUGAUCGAUUAUCUUCUUGGUUUUCUCGGGGACGAAAAACAACAAAAAGAAAGUUCAAAGAUUGCCCGUUUAAUUGUGGCCGGAAAUUUAUUAAGCCGAACUGCCACUGUGGAGGCGGCAAAAAUAGUCCAAAGUUCUAAAAAGGAAUCUUUAAAAGACGAAAUCGUGACUCCCUUAAAUAAUUUAGAUGCUUUUUUUGCACAACUGGCUAGCGGGAUACCCAUAACAUUAUUACCUGGAGAAAAUGACCCUUCCAGUGUUCUUCUACCCCAACAAAGUCUUCACUGGUGUCUCUUUCCAUCCAUGGGAAACUUUCCGAACAGCUGGGAAUGCGUGACAAAUCCCUAUAACGCUGUUAUCGAUAACAUAGAAUUUUUAGGCACGUCCGGCCAGAACGUCGAUGAUGUUUACAAGUAUAUUCCCACCAAUGACCGCUUGCGCAUUUUAAAGCAGAUGCUUUACUGGCGGCAUUUAGCCCCAACAUCUCCAGAUACUUUGGGUUGCUAUCCCUACGCUAUGUUCGACCCGUUUAUUAUUGAGAGGACUCCACACAUCUUUUUCGCCGGAAACCAGCCAGAAUUUAAGAAAGAAAUUAUUGAUGAGGGUGGAGUGCACGUUACAAUAAUUUCCGUUCCUUCUUUUUCAAAAACGAAAGUUGCUGUUAUUGUGGACUUAUACACUCUGGAUGCUUCAGCCAUUUCGUUUGCUUAA